Molecule: messenger RNA, 698 nt
Organism: Salvia splendens (bonfire salvia)
Lineage: Eukaryota; Viridiplantae; Streptophyta; Magnoliopsida; Lamiales; Lamiaceae
Product: transmembrane emp24 domain-containing protein p24delta3
Exons: 4
Coding region: 1-636 (211 amino acids)
Source: RefSeq, a predicted model, not a curated record
AUGGUGGGUGGUGGUGUUGUAUGGGCGGUGUUAUUAUUCUCUCUGUGCACACCGCGGAGGAGCGCGGCGAUUUGGUUGAAUCUGCCGGCCACCGGCACCAAAUGCGUCUCCGAUGAGAUUCACAACAACGUCGUCGUUUUGGCGGACUACGUCGUCAUCCCCGACGAUCAUGUCCACCCCACUCCCACCAUUUCCGCUGAGGUGACUUCUCCGUAUGGAAAAACUCUGUAUCGGCAGGAAAACAUGACGCACGGUAAAUUUGCAUUCACGACUACUGAUGAUGGAAGCUACUCGGCUUGUUUCUGGGUCGAUGGCAAUUACUCGGGCUCGGGGGGAUUAAGCAUCAACAUGGAGUGGAAAACUGGUGUUGCAGCAAAGGACUGGGAUUCAGUUGCAAGAAAAGAAAAAAUCGAGGGUAUCGAGCUUGAGCUCAGAAAACUCGAAGAAGCAGUCGAGACGGUCCAUGAAAAUCUUCUCUACCUUAAGACCAGAGAGGCAGAGAUGAGGACGACGAACGAAGCUACAAAUCAUCGAGUUGCUCUCUACAGCCUCGUGUCACUCACAUUCUGCAUUGUCGUUUCAGCACUCCAGAUAUCGUACUUAAAGAGUUACUUCCAAAAGAAAAAGUUGAUUUAGAUGGAAUACUAUAGUAUUAGGCCAAUUGAGGUGUGUUUUGUCUAGUUUCUUUCAAUUUUACA